AGUUCCCUACUUUGGGCCGACCCGGAUUUCAUAGCCCGAGCACUGAGCCUCAAAAGGGCUUCGUUCUUAAUCGUGGAGCCUUAUUCUUGAUCGUCCUCCGAUUCUCGUUCUGAUUUUUCCAAUUUUACGCUCUUUUUUCCUUUCUUUUCUUCCUCUGUUCUUCCCUGCAAGAUAUUCUCCCACACACAAUUCUUUUAGUUUCAACUUCUGAAUUCAUCUUCUACCAAAAUGCAAGGAGGAGAAGAUGUAAGCAUUGAAGAGUUGGCUAAUAAUCUCUCUACCUACAAAGACCAGCUUCAGCAGGUCAGACAGCUGUUAGAUGAUGAUCCUGGCAACUCUGAAUACAUAGAUAUGGAAAAGGAGCUUGAAGAGGUUAUCGCUUUGACGGAAGAACUUCUUUCAACAGCGAAGCAAAAUGAGAUUCCUGGAUCAAAUGUAGAAACAGGUGAUGACAGUGCAUCAAUUAGUUUCCACCAGCCUAAAGAAAAUGAGAUGGAAGCUGGAAGCAUGUCUGAUUAUCACGAGAAAUUUCCUAUUGGAUCAAAAGUUCAAGCCGUUUGGAGUGAGGAUGGGGAGUGGUACGAUGCUACAAUUGAAGCUCACACUGUAAAUGGUUUCUAUGUUAGUUAUGAUGGUUGGGGAAACAAAGAAGAGGUGGACCCUGCAAACGUAAGAGCAAUCCAACUGGAAGUUAAUGCUUUGCUUGAAGCAGAAAGAGUGGCUGAAGCUACAAAGCAGGCUAUCAAACGCAAGAUUGCUCAAGCUGCUUCUGUUGACUUCCAAUCACGAAAUUUACCAUCAAAGCUUCGAAUUGAACCUGAUGAUCCUGAGGACGUAAAAGCCACCAAACGCAAGAAAAUACAUGCUUUCAAGUCGAAGAUGCGGAUAGAACAACUUGAAGUUACCCAAAAUAAACGGCAGAAUGCUUGGCAGCAGUUUCAAUCAGCAAAAGGCAAAUCUAAGAAGAUUGGUUUCUUCUCUGGGCGGAAGCGGGAGAGCAUUUUCAAGUCUCCGGAUGAUCCGAAUGGGAAGGUUGGUGUGACUGGAAGUGGAAAGGGUUUGACUGAGUUUCAGAAGAGGGAAAAACACUUGCAUCUCAAGGGUGCAACCGUGGAGAUGGACGAGUAAAGUGAGGGUUAGAGUUUGUAGGUUGGUGGUUUCUUUGUAUGUAUCGUUCAUUUAGUAUCCCAAUCCAUUUGAUGCAAUCUGUGUGGUUAAAUUUCAUAUAAAUGUGCUAAAAGUUUAGGCGGAGGGAUUCCCUCCAAGUAACACAGUGUUUUCUUAUGAGAAUGGUUACGAAGCUUAGCCAUGACAGGAUCUUUUUUCCUUUGACAUUUUUAUGUUUACUUGUUCUAUUUCCUAAUACUUAAUGAGAUAUGCACAUUUAUUUGAAAAACCCAA
Messenger RNA from Benincasa hispida (wax gourd), 1401 nucleotides. RefSeq names its product nucleic acid binding/RNA binding protein. Gene Ontology annotation, cellular component: nucleus; cytoplasm. NCBI's taxonomy places the organism in Eukaryota, Viridiplantae, Streptophyta, Magnoliopsida, Cucurbitales, Cucurbitaceae. Gene Ontology annotation, biological process: mRNA processing. Gene Ontology annotation, molecular function: RNA binding. The record is from RefSeq and is a predicted model, not a curated record.